Tachysurus vachellii is the source of this 1608-nucleotide messenger RNA. RefSeq names its product steroid 21-hydroxylase (gene cyp21a2). Gene Ontology annotation, molecular function: steroid 17-alpha-monooxygenase activity; heme binding; iron ion binding. Gene Ontology annotation, biological process: progesterone metabolic process; hormone biosynthetic process. NCBI's taxonomy places the organism in Eukaryota, Metazoa, Chordata, Actinopteri, Siluriformes, Bagridae. The coding region runs from base 5 to 1570 and encodes 521 amino acids. The transcript has 12 exons. The record is from RefSeq and is a predicted model, not a curated record.
CUCCAUGUAUUCAGUGACAGUAAGUGUAGGAGCAGCUGCAUUGCUGUUUCUUCUAUUGGUGAUGGUCUGCCAUCUUGUAAGGCGACGAAAUCAACAAAGUAACAAAGAUGUCAAAAGAUGCAUUCAGUCUACAGCCACUGUGUCCAAACCUCUGCAUUGCCUAUCACAGCUUUUUCAUCGCUCCCUUGCUCCCUCGCUCCCUGGACCUCCCUCUCUUCCCUUCCUGGGAAACAUUUUCGAUCUUAGCCAAGAUCAUUUGCCCAUAUACCUGACUGGACUGGCUCGUCGAUAUGGAAACAUCUAUCGUCUCCGUUGUGGAAGCACCACGAUGGUGAUUCUGAACAGCAGUGAAGUCAUUCGUGAGGCUCUGGUCAAAAAGUGGUCUGACUUUGCAGGAAGACCACAUUCAUACACAGCUGAUAAAGUGUCAGGUGGGGGCUACUCCAUCUCUCUGGGUGAUUACAGUGAGAAUUGGAAGUCCCACAGACGCCUGACCCAUAGUGCUUUGCAGCGUUGUGUUGCUGACUCUCUUCACUGUUUAAUAGAAGAGCAAGCGCUAUACCUCAAACAGGUGUUACUGAACUAUAAGGAGAAGCCAAUGGAUCUGUCUGAAGACUUCACUGUAGCAACCAGUAACAUCAUCACAAAGCUAGCCUUUGGAAAAUCAUAUGAGAAGAGCUCAGCACAUCUUCAGGAGAUGCAUGGAUGUCUAAAUAAGAUUGUGUCUCUGUGGGGUUCACCGUGGAUCUCAGCUCUAGACUCUUUCCCUUUUCUCAGAAAGUUACCAAACGCUCCCUUUACUCGUUUAAUGAAAGAGGUGGCUAAAAGAGAUGAGAUCAUUGGAGGUCACUUAGACGAGUUUAAGCAAAAGAAACAUAGUGAAGACUUUGCAGCACCCCUUCUACAGUACCUUAAUUCACCAGAGGGAAAAGUACCCAAAAUGACUUUGACAGACAGUCAUAUACACAUGACGACAGUGGACCUGCUCAUAGGGGGAACAGAGACGACUGCCGCCUGGCUCAGCUGGACCAUUGCCUUCCUCUUACACAGACCAGAGGUUCAGAACCGAGUGCAUGAAGAGCUACAUAGUGUACUGAAGGGUCAGUAUCCUCACUACAGUGACAGACACAAGCUGCCUUAUCUGUGUGCUGUGAUUAAUGAGGUGCUGAGAUUGAGACCUGUAGCUCCACUUGCUGUGCCACACAAAGCCAUCAGAGACAGCAGCAUUGCAGGAUAUUUCAUCCCCAAAAAUACCAUUGUUAUCCCCAAUUUAUUUGGUGCUCAUCAUGACCCAGAGGUUUGGCCUGACCCACAGAGCUUCAGACCAGAACGCUUUUUGGAGGGAAAUGGGAGCUGUCUCCGGGCUCUAAUACCUUUUGGAGGGGGUGCUCGGCUAUGCCUCGGGGAGUCUGUAGCUAAAAUGGAGAUGUUCCUCUUCACUGGAUAUCUGCUACGGGACUUUCAGUUUCUUCCUGCCAGCCCUGAAGAACCGCUGCCUGACCUGCGUGGACUGGCCAGUGUGGUCCUAAAAGCCAAGCCCUACAGAGUUAUAGCCUGUCCAAGAGCCUAAUAAAUCACUGUAGUGAAUCUAGUUUGUUCAAGGAUUUG